GACAGUAUCAAUUUGGAACAAUGCGGUAGCAGUGAUGAAGUGGUUCGAAUGCAGUGUAGCAAUCCGGAAUGCUCAGCGAAGAAGCUGUUUCAUAAGCUGUGCUUCGAAAACUGGGAAAACUCACUUUUGGCUCAGAUGCGAAACAGUGCUCGUGCAAGAAGUUGGUCUGAUAAACACAAUACAUCAAAUCCGUGGAACAAGAAAUCGUUCGAUAUUGCUAUGAAAACCUGUAUUUGCAAAUGCGGUCAAGGGUGCCUCAGAAAGGACUCGAAUCAGAUGAGCAAGGGCGAAGACGAUUCGAAAAAAAGACGUGUUCGCCGCAGGAGUGGGAGCAAGCUCUCGUCCGGCAGUGGAUGUGGUUCUUCGACGGGCAACAUUUUGAUCAGAGGUCGUUCACGAACAAUCAGCGUUGUUUCUGGCACCGCCAGCUCCGGAUCGGUUACCCCUGUGCAGCCUAUGGCACAUAGUCUUGGUGCCGUACCCAGGCGAAGUAUUGGAAGCGACUUCUUUUCUGAUCUGCAGCUGAUCUGUUUUAAUGAACGUCACUUUCAGAUGGAAGAUGACUGCCCACAAGGCAACGACGAAACGCGCAUAUUUGUGUUGACCAGUUUAGGCGACCGCAAGCUGCGUGAAGUGUUGUGCAUCUUAUGUCGAGCACACUUACUUGUCUACGAUCGUUACCCAUUGAUAGAUGGCACAUUUUUUCUUUCGCCUGUGAAUCACGGAGACUCCGGAAUCCACGUAAAAUAUGACGGCAAGGAGUUGUUCUUAAUGGCCGUUUGCAUGACAUGCUUGCAGAACAGCGAGAGGCUAAGUUGCUUGCGCUGUGGCUCCUCGGACUGGUUCUAUGGUGAUCGCCUGAUCCUCGGAACGAUGUACUUGUAUGACGUAUUGGCAGUUAUGCCGUGUUGCCAGCCGCCGUGCUCCAACUGCAAGCGUCCUUUGCCUAUUCCUUCGGCAUCGUGCAAUUUUUCUGAUUUAACCGAAUCCACCACUUGUCCGAGUUGCGGGACAUCUGACUUUCACUUCAUAAGGCGUCUUGGUUCCGUUCGCCUCACCGACAGCCCGGUUUCAUAA
Soboliphyme baturini is the source of this 1077-nucleotide messenger RNA. The record is from the annotation of a GenBank genome assembly. NCBI's taxonomy places the organism in Eukaryota, Metazoa, Nematoda, Enoplea, Dioctophymatida, Soboliphymatidae.